This is a messenger RNA of Betta splendens (Siamese fighting fish), 1324 nucleotides long. Its product is annotated as immunoglobulin superfamily member 6-like. Gene Ontology annotation, biological process: response to bacterium. The coding region runs from base 506 to 1201 and encodes 231 amino acids. The transcript has 5 exons. NCBI's taxonomy places the organism in Eukaryota, Metazoa, Chordata, Actinopteri, Anabantiformes, Osphronemidae. The record is from RefSeq and is a predicted model, not a curated record.
UGUCUUCAUUGAAGAACGGUUGACAUUUGUUGUUCUGCAACUGUAUUCACGGCCAACAAAGGCUGCUGGUAGGUGUGAUGGUGAACCCAGCCUUUCUACCUGGUGCUGACAAGACACCAAUGAAGAAGUGUCAUGGAGUGUGAAGUGGAAAGAGCUCAGCUCUGGUUGGAUGCUGACAUCAGGACAAGGAUUCGUUGAAGUACAGUGUGUUUCUGUUCAAGCUCAGCUCUUUGUGGAAAACAAUUCAGAGGAUGUGAAAAAGAAAUUCUGAAGCACUCGAGGACUCUGAGCUGCAGCUUAGAUGCGGUGCAGAUCAUUGCAUUUGCUUACGUGUUUGUGCUUCAGGUCACAGCAGCUUCAUCAUAGCCACAAACCAUAUUUUGUGUGAGGAUGAUGACGAUGGAGAUAAUGAAGAUGGUUUAUCACAGCAGCUUGUGAUGACUGUACCAUAGCCCAGUACUUCAAGCUGCACUUUAGCAUCUAACAUUAGAGCGAGAGAGUCACAAUGACUUUUACCUGGGCAGCAGUUGUACUCUGCAUUCUCAGCUGCAGCUCUGCCUCAGCCUUUGAGUUUCACACUGUGGAGGUUCAUUCUGGUGAAACGGUCACGCUGCUGUGCUCCAACUACACCAGCUCUCCGACCCAGAUCAUGUGGUUCCGAGCAGUAAAGAAACUGAAGCCUCGCUGCAUAUCUUCUUUAUUCAGACCUUCUGAACCUGCUUCAUUCUGUGAAGGAUUCGACAAGCUCAAAUUUCAAACAUCAUCCAACAAUACUCAUAUCUUCCUCACAAUCAAGCGAGUGGAUUUGUCGGACUCUGGACUGUAUUUUUGUGGAAAUUAUAUAAGCAAAAAUCAACUUAUUGUUGGUGCAACAUAUUUAGAGGUUUAUGACAUUUUGGAGGAGAUUGUGAAGCUGACGAGUCUGGUCCUCGGGGCUCUGACGGUUUUUCUCACUAUGGUCGUCAUCGUGUUGGUUAUCAAAUUCAAGAAACAGCACAAAGCUCCUAUUAAGGAACGGAAACCACAACGAACAGAGGAUAUUUUACAGAGUGGGAGUUCAGAUGAUUUUGAGUAUCCGCCAGCGACUUUGGCUCCAAGACCAGAUGAAGACCUGAUGCCUGAACCGGCACAGCAGCUGGAGACAGAUGCCGUCCACAUCGGCUCAAGAAACGACUGGAACUGCAGUUUGGAGUCAGACUGAUGCUUAUCAAACUUCUGAAUGAGCAGCUGGUGUCCAGGAUGAGUUACCGCCACCAAUAGCUGUAUGUGAUGCUUUGGCAUUAUGCAAAAAUGUUACUUUUAAAAUAAAAUGCCCUAUUUGUAA